This is a messenger RNA of Racocetra fulgida, 1571 nucleotides long. The record is from the annotation of a GenBank genome assembly. NCBI's taxonomy places the organism in Eukaryota, Fungi, Glomeromycota, Glomeromycetes, Diversisporales, Gigasporaceae.
AUGGAACCUCCAAAGGCUCUGUUCAAGCUAAUGAAUCCAGAAAGUUACUGGGAUAAAGUUUCGUUGGAAAAAGUUGUUGAUGUGAUUGACCUCAAAACAACGAUCAAGAAAGAGGUAUAUCCUUUUCUUAACGCCUAUUCUGCGGGUCAACUUGUUAUUAAGGCCACGAAAAUAGAAGUCAAAGAAGCAGAUAACGCAACAGAACAAGAUGGAGAAAAGAAGCUAGUUGAUAUCCUCAACGACUUUAUGGUUCCGUAUAGUGAUGUUUCAAUCAAGGAAUCCUUCGCUGAAAAUAUUAGGUUAUUUGUUUAUGUUCAUAGCGCAUUAAUAAAACGAUCUUACAAAAAGACCAUUGAUAUUGAUGAUCAUCUCGUGGUUAUCUCUGAAGAGCGAUUGUCUGAAUUCAAUCGGCAAUGGGAUCAAUAUAAAAUCAUUCGUCUGUGUAGCCCACCAGGUUCGGGGAAGACAACAUUCGCAAGAUGGAUUGAAUUAAACAACAAAGAUCACGUUCGCGUGGUUCGCCGCAUUUCAAUGAAUCAUUUAAAUAGAAUCUCUGGCGCUUUUGAAAAUGAGGAUAUCUUCAAUGAUUCCUGGAAGAAAUUUGCUGGAGAAACUUGGACAAACUGCCUCCAUAGCACAACGCCAACAGAUAUUCUAAUCGAUGAAGCUCAAAUUCUUUAUGGCAGAGCAGCUUUUUUUUGGAAUGACAUUAAGAACCUCCAAGAUCUCCCCAAUCACAACUUGCGUGUGAUUUUAUUAAGCAUGUAUAGCGAUCGCCCAAUAGUAAUUGGAGAUGAAAAUUACACGCCCAUCGAAUUUCAGCAUACGCUGGGAAUAGAGCAGCUACGUCUAACGCGAACAGAGUACAAUGCACUUGUGAAAAAGUUUAUUAAUUUUAUCUACGAAAACGAAGAUUUUAUGCUCAUUAUUCCAGACAGCAAUUUUCAAUGCAACAGCUGGAUAUCCACACCUUGUGAGGGUGUCACUGGGUUGUCUGAAAAAUUAUUGCCGGCUGAUAACGCCAAUUUUUUGAGAAACGCAUAUUACAAAGUCGAUUCAGCUUCAACUUUUAUUUUAGAUCUAUAUGAUCAGGAAAUGGAUCGAAUUGCCAAGAAAUUCAAGCGUUCGGGUUUGAUCACAGAUGCGCCAGGAGGAUGUUUUCAGUUUGCUGCACCAAUCGUGCGUAUUAUACUGGGAACUGAAUUGUUCAAGGCACGUACAUCACCUACGCAAUCAAGUAAUGACUUUGACAACUUUUUACUUCUCAGCAUUGAGCGAAUGCGACCAUUGACAUUACUUAAUUCUCUGAGUUGCAGACGUAAUGAGGGUGUGCGUUUGAUAAAGAGACAGUUGCAAACCGAGUGGUUAUUGGCUGCAACGUCCGCUGUGCCACCAGGAAUCUCAAUCAGACCUGAUGUUUUUCAAGUGUUCGGAAUUCAAGGUUAUCUUGAUUUCUACAUUAAUGGCGAGCUAAAUUGUGGUGUGGGACUUAUGAGAGAGGGUAAAAAGAUGGUAGACCAUAUCGAUCAUUUUGGAAGUGAAGGCAGUUUCAAAAAUAUUCUGUUUGAUCG